UUCUUGUACAAAACCGAGUAAAAGAACAAAACAACUAUGGCUCACCACAUGUUUUUCCUCUCUUUCCUAGUAACCCUAGUCAUAGCCACGCAAGGCAUUUAUGCAGUUGAAUAUGUUGUCACCAACACCGCCAGGAACACUCCUGGUGGAGUUCGUUUCAACAAUGAGAUUGGGUCUGAAUACAGUAAGCAAACGUUGAUUUCUGCCACAAAUUUCAUAUGGAGCCUCUUCCAACAAAACAAUGCUGCGGACAGAAAGAACGUGCCCAAAGUGAGCUUGUUCAUUGAUGACAGGGAUGGAGUUGCAUUUACUAGCAACAACGAGAUCCAUGUUAGUGCAAGGUACAUCAAUGGCUAUUCUGGAAAUGUGAAAACCGAAAUCACUGGAGUUUUAUACCAUGAAAGUACACACAUAUGGCAAUGGAAUGGAAAUGGACAAAGUACUCCAGGAGGAUUAAUUGAAGGAAUUGCUGAUUAUGUGAGGUUGAAGGCAGGGUAUGCACCUAGCCACUGGGUGAAGCCUGGGCAAGGUGAUAGAUGGGAUCAAGGCUACGAUGUUACAGCUCGAUUUUUGGACUAUUGCAAUAGUCUUAGAAAUGGGUUUGUAGCUGAAUUGAAUAAGAAAUUGAGGAAUGGUUAUAGUGCUAAUUUUUUUGUUGAACUGCUAGGGAAGAAUGUUGAUCAGCUCUGGAAAGACUACAAAGCCAAGUAUGCAAAAUAAGGGUGCUGAUUGAGAGCAAAUCUAUAUGAAUAAAAUGUUGUAUCAUGGAAUUACAUAAAACAUGAGAUAAAUAAAUGUGCUUGGAUUAUUACUUAUA
Quercus lobata is the source of this 817-nucleotide messenger RNA. RefSeq lists its product as uncharacterized. Lineage: Eukaryota; Viridiplantae; Streptophyta; Magnoliopsida; Fagales; Fagaceae. The record is from RefSeq and is a predicted model, not a curated record. Bases 37 to 720 code for a protein of 227 amino acids. The transcript has a single exon.